Molecule: messenger RNA, 558 nt
Organism: Theobroma cacao (cacao)
Lineage: Eukaryota; Viridiplantae; Streptophyta; Magnoliopsida; Malvales; Malvaceae
Source: RefSeq, a predicted model, not a curated record
UAUUUCACUAAAAAGCAACCUGAAGCACAAAAUGGAAUCAGUGAAGCUAGUUCUGCAGGAAAAUCAAACAUUUGCAAGCUUCUGUUGAGAGAAUGGGAAUUGAUUUUUGAGAUGAUCAAGAUGGCAGAAACUUCGAACGGAACAUUAGCAGAACAACUUUUAAUUGAUGACUCUGAUGUUCCUGAUUGGCUUUUGACCGAGAUUCUUCAACGGCUGCCAGUUAAACACAUCUUCAUGUUCAAAUGCGUGUCCAAGAGAUGGUUCACCCUGAUUUCUGAUCCCUUUUUUGCCCGCUCUUAUGCCACCAGAAUCAACCGUAGCUUAUCUUUGUCUACAUCUCAACCAUGGAACCUUCUUUUCCGGUACUUGUUUGAAGAUUGCCCGAUAAAGAUCCUGGCAUUGAGUAAUGGUUUGUUGUUAUGUUCUGAGAGCUUUUACUGGCAGAAAAAUUACUACAUUUGCAAUCUACUUAUCAGGCAUGAAAUUGAUGAAUAAAGGAUGCAGAUAAGUGUUCAAGAAACACACAGACGGAUGAUCAUGAAGCCAGAAUAAUCGAUA